AUGGAAAAAUGUGAACGUAUUCGUAGAAUGAAACAAUGUAUUGUUGAAAAAUUAGAUCUACGACUUAUUUUGGAUGAAUAUUCAUUUCUAAUAAUAAAUGAAAUUGCUCAAACAACUAAUGUUUCAAUAGAUUAUAUCUUUUUAACAACAAUUAUUGCCCUUUGUCAUUGGACAAUGGGAGCUUCAUUAAAAGGUGCUCAAGCUUAUAAUACACCAUUAAUUCUUUUCGGUAUUUUAUGUGGAGGAAGUGGUUCUAAAAAAAGUGCAUCUAUAAGAAUAGUAAAAGAAGCUUGUGAAGCUGUAGAAGCAUUAGAUGGUACACCUGUCAAAAAGUCAUCUAUCAAUGCAUCAGUCAAUAUGGAAUCGUUAUGUUGUGAAUUGGAACAACAACCGAAUUUAUUACAAUUAUGGGAUGAAUUAUCUGUUUUCUUUGGUAUUUUCGGAAGCACACGUGUUGAUCGAACUGCAUAUGAUCGUGGUUUAAUGUGUGAGUUUUAUAGUCCAACUGGUAUUGUUCGUCGACAACUCGUUAGUAGACAUAAUGUCAUGAUUAAACCACGUUUAAAUAUUAUAGCAGCUGGGCAUCCAAAACGAACAAUUGAAUGUUUAACAGGUAUUGCUUUAAAAUCUCAAGAUCAGAAAGAUCAAAAUGAUGAUGGUUUAUUUAAUCGGUUUUUGAUUGCUGUUGCAUAUAAGCAUCGCCCUAACCAAGAAAUAAUUGAACCAAAUAAAAAAAUACCAAAACUCGGUCAUUUGUUUUAUUUAACUAAAAAACUACAUCGUAACACAGAAGAAUACAUCUAUAACGACGAAGCAAAAAAAUUUAUUAAAAAUGUGAUUUAUGAUUAUGAUAUACUGUCAUCCGACAAAUCGAAUGAAGAUGAUUUUUUAGCAAGUUGUUAUCAAAAAUCAAUGGAACGAGUUGAACGUUUAUCGCUCGUUCUUCACAUUCUUAAAAUAUGUUCUUGUCGAUUAUUCAAUAUGGUUCAACAUAUUAAAUCAUUUGGCGUUCUUGAUGAUAAAUUCAAAAUAAUUUGUACAGAACAAGAACUAAACGAAGAUGAUCAUUUAAUUGAUUAUGAUACUUGUUUUCGAGCUUCAUUAUUAACAAAAUUUUAUCUUAAUCAAAUUAAAAUAUUAGCUGGCUAUGAUCCAAUAACCGAUCAUAUUUUAUUGAAUAAAAAAUAUAGUAUGAAUGUACCAGAAAAUGAAGUAAUGCAUAUAAAGAAAUAUAUUGAAAAUCAUCCAUCUGAUCGACUUCUUUUAUCAUCACUACCAGCAAAUCUAAAAAGAAAAAUAAGCAAAGAUCAAUAUUUAUUGAUACUUCGACAAAUGGAGGAAGAAGGCAGAGGUAAAAUAGAAGAAACAAACAAUACGAUAGGUCCAAAAGCAAUCGUAUUUACAAAAAAGAAAAAAAUUGAACAUGCACCAAAUACAUCUUCAUCAACAACACAUCAACAUACAAAUGAAACUAUAUUAAUACCUUCUGGACAAACAGAUGAACCUUCAUCAACAAAUCAAUCUUCUUCUUCUUGA
Messenger RNA from Adineta steineri, 1536 nucleotides. The record is from the annotation of a GenBank genome assembly. NCBI's taxonomy places the organism in Eukaryota, Metazoa, Rotifera, Eurotatoria, Adinetida, Adinetidae.